Sphaeroforma arctica JP610 is the source of this 1132-nucleotide messenger RNA. RefSeq lists its product as hypothetical. The transcript has a single exon. Lineage: Eukaryota; Ichthyosporea; Ichthyophonida. The coding region runs from base 50 to 1039 and encodes 329 amino acids. The record is from RefSeq and is a predicted model, not a curated record.
GAUUUUGUUAAACCUGGAUACCGACGGACUCUACACAAAGACGUUUUCUAUGCGCCCAUACUGUGAGAAUGAGGACGGAACCUGGGCUAAGUAUCAUUCGGACCUACAAAUGAAGCUGGAUAAGAGCUCUGCCGCUGAAUAUCUUGUGUGCCGGUACUUAUCCGAUGUGGGGCAGCUUUCCCUGAUUAUCGACCAGUAUCACCACCCUGCGCUUGUCUCGUUCUCCACUAGUGUCGAAGAAGGCGCCCAGCCGAUAGUCGGGGACCGGAUUCAAUUCCCUUCGACCUUCCAUUUGGCUUUAUGGCUAUUAGGGGCUGUAUCGGAUAGCCCCGUUUACCACUCUGUUAUCACCAGGUUCCUUUCCGCACCCAAGCACUACCGCAACUCUAUCUGGUUUCUGGGUGUCGAUGUGAUACCCAAGGAACGCGAGAAGAUAGCUUUUGUUAGUAGUAUCCAAACUCUGAAAUUGGUGGUGCCGUCGAGCCAAACUAGAGACGAGAUGAUCCAGAGGAUGAUGCCGACCGCGAACGACCCGAGGUCAAUGCCGAUCGUUUUUAAACUGGAUUCCGCCGGCUGUUACAGGAGUAGGAUUCAUAUUCCCGGCUACAUCAGCAAACCACCACCCAUCGUGCCCGAGAUCCGGAAUCCGUCUACAAACCCACCUCUACUAUUUGAGCUUUUGGAACAAGCAGACCCGGUUUUUGAUACUGGAUUAGUUCACGCUGCUAAGGUUCAUGUGGGCCAGCACGAAACCGAGCCACGUCGCCUUCCACCUAGAGUGCAAGUGGUGUCAUCCGACAUGAAGACAUUUGAAGCCGCCAUCACCUCUGUCACCGGUGAAAAAACUAUUUCGUCGCUCCGUAUGUUUGGUCAGGUUCUACACGACACCAUGGAUACUAUUACACGUUACUUCCGCGACCGAUUUGAUCUUUCAGAGUAUUGUGCCUUACUGGAUGUCUGUCGAGAUGACGAGCAAUGGGUAGCCAUUGUGAAUUCACUGUGCGACAAGAGUCGUGGCCACAAGUACGACGACGUCUAAUAUCGGCGGAUAGCACAAUUUGUAGCACGGAAUGACCCCAAUGGAUUCUGCAAGUUUGUUGACUCAGCCUCUGGUACCUAUAUUGACCGCCGC